AUGGAUCCGUUACACGACUUAACGUCACAUGACCUCCGAGUAAGACAUGCGAUGGAAUACGAAUAUCGUCGCGGAACUAAUCCAUCGGUGGCCGCCAUAAAUAUUAAUCAAGCGUAUCCUAAAGCCGUUAGUGAGAGGACAUGUCAACGCUGGUGGAAGAGAUGGCAAGAAGAAGGCGUUGAUGUUGAAGACAAAGAAAGGCCCGGAUUUCAAUCUAAAGUUGAUAACGAAGAAUUGAGGGAUCUAAUUGAGAUGAAUCCAAGAUUUUCGAGUGAAGAGAUAGGAGAGAUAUUGGGUGUUGAUUCUUCAACCAUUCGAAGACAUUUAAAAGCAAUUGGCAAGAAAUAUGUCUCAUCUGUUUGGGUGCCACACGAUCUCACACCACAACAAAAAGCUAAACGUGUGAAUACAUGCAAAGAUUUGCUUUCACUUCAAGAUUCGGACCCUUUUAUAAGAUGGAUGGUAACCGGAGAUGAAAAAUUAAUAUACUAUGUCAACGAUAGUAAGAAGAGUGAAUGGAGAUCUCCUGGACAACGACCAGUUGGAAGACCGCGACCAGAUUUCCGACAGCAAAAGGUUAUGUUGUCUGUUUGGUGGGAUAAGUCGGGAAUUAUCCAUUGGGAGCUUUUAGAAGUCGGUGCUACCAUAUCAGCCGAAGUCUAUUGUCAGCAAUUGACACGACUUCGUGAAAAAUUGAAAGAAAAUCGCAAAUCAUUGGUUAAUCAUUGGGGUGUAAAUUUCCAUCAAGAUAAUGCACCAUCUCACACCGCAAAGAUGACACAAAACUUGUUAAAGGAUUUUGGUUGGAAAAUCAUUCCUCACCCACCAUAUUCACCUGAUAUUGCCCCUUCAGAUUAUUAUUUGUUUCGAUCAAUGCAACACUUUCUUGAUGGAAAAAAAUUUAAAAAUCGGGAGGAGGUCGAAGUGGCGGUCAAAGAGUUUUUCGGCUUAAAAGAGAAAAACUGGUUCGCCGAGGGAAUUGAAAAGUUGCCGAAUAAAUGGCGGGAAGUUAUCGAAUUGGAUGGCGAUUAUAUAAUUAAUUAA
Molecule: messenger RNA, 1044 nt
Organism: Oppia nitens
Lineage: Eukaryota; Metazoa; Arthropoda; Arachnida; Sarcoptiformes; Oppiidae
Product: histone-lysine N-methyltransferase SETMAR-like
Exons: 1
Coding region: 1-1044 (347 amino acids)
Molecular function (GO): nucleic acid binding
Source: RefSeq, a predicted model, not a curated record